UAGACGGGCUACAUCAAAAAGUGUAUCGUUGUUUAGAAUGUGAUAUAGAUUUUGCUACAAUUGAAGACUUUACUAAGGUCCAUCAAGAAAUGCAAACAAAGCCUCGUCUUUACCAAACAACUGAUCAAGUGGCUGAUACUGAAUCAUUUCAGACCGAAAAUUUAAGCAAUGAACAACCCAUUCUUGCGCACGAAGGUGAAGACUGGACAAUUGUAAAAGAAGAGCCAAUUGAUACUAAUGAUAAUGGAGAAAAGUAUAUAGAAGUUAAUGAGAAUAUUGCAGAAAGUGCGGAGACUACUGAGGGCAUCGGCGAAUUGCUUUCAGAAACAGAUUUACGUUACGAAGAUAUGGCACAAGAGAUAGCCGAAGAUGAGGAUGAUGGUGAAAAGUAUUUUUGCUGUGAUUGCCAAGUUGUAUUUAGUGAUUUGGAAAGUGCGGAGCAGCACGUUUGCAGCGCACUUAACACCGCUGCAUUGGAUGCAGAUUCAGCAGGUGGCAGUAUUGCAGAGCAAAAAGGUGAUAAUAACAUAGAUUAUGAAGAGCAGAGCGAGACUUCAACAAACAAAAUAGCAAGUAGUGAUGCAAAGUACCAUUGCCUGGAGUGUGGAAAAAAUUUUAAUUCCCUACAAGGUUUACAAAUACACCUUCGCAGUCAUAAAACCAAACAAAGAAAGACAAAGAGCAACGUGCAAGAGGUAGAGGAGUUAAAAAGCACGACAUGCCCAAUAUGUAAUACCACAUUCAGAUCGUAUAAAAAUCUUAAGUUGCACAUGAAAAUGCAUGAUGCACAACAGAUGCGUACUAUAGAAGAAGCAUUACCCGCUGGUGCCAAAGGGCAAUACAAUGACAUGAAUAAGUUCUUUUGUGAAAUUUGCAAUAAGAGCUUUGAACAAAAUUUACUUGGUAUACAUAAAAAUAUGCACCAACAGGCGACGGAGUACAAGUGCGGUAUCUGCAAUCGGGACUUUGAGAAUAAAACUAGCUACGAUAUGCAUAUGCAAAUGCACGCUGAAAGACCGGUGAAACCUCGUAAACAACAAUUCAAAGAAGCUAAUACCACUGGCAACGAUAAGCGUGAUGGUCGCUUUGCAUGUCAAUAUUGCGGGCGAACCUUCCAGCGGCCAUUCGAAAAAGUACGUCACGAGCGCGUGCACACUGGCGAGAAACCACAUGCGUGCGAAGUGUGUGGCAAAACCUUCCGUGUAUCUUAUUCACUUACGCUGCAUCUACGCACGCACACCGAUAUUCGACCAUUUGUGUGUGCAACUUGCAAUAAACGUUUCAAAUCACAACCGGUAUAUGCGCAUCACCUUCGCACUCACGAAUCGGAGCGCGCCUACAAAUGUGAAACGUGUUCGAAAACGUUUCGCACGUCGGUACAACUUGCUGCGCAUCGAAAUAUUCAUUCUAAACCAUACAAUUGCCCUGUAUGCAAUCGUCCCUUUGCUUCAUUGUACGCUGUGAAAAUACACAUGAAAACGCAUAAUAAGCAAACCCGCUCCGGCGAUGCUACUAAAUAUAGUUGCUAUGUAUGUGGCGCGGAAUAUGCGCGCAUCUCUGCAUUACGUUUGCAUAUGAAAGAUUUUCACUUUAUCGAUUUUGAUACGAAUCAGUCGUUAGAGUUAGACGAUGAAGUGAUUUCGGCCGAUGAACAAAAUGCACAAGAAAACGAAGAUGAACAUGAGGUGGAUCACGAGGCUGCUGUGUUGAUAGCAGCGGCUGCAGAAGCCGACUGUGCGGCUUACAUGGAAACUGUAACAGCUCAAGCUCCAGAUGUAUACGAGGUGGCGCAACAAAAUGACGAGCUGAUUGUGGACAACUACCAAACGGAGGAGAUUGUGUCUGAUUGGCUAUCGAAGUAAUGUAUGAAGAAAUUCAUACUUAUCCAGAAUAGAACGCGACAUAUUUGGAGUCUGCCCUUUAUGUGAAGAAUCGCAGCAUGAUACUAAAAAGCUCUUCACAUGCCCACUUAAACAAACUGAUCUUAUACCCCUCUCUCUCCGGUUCCGGAGCUAUUGAAACGGCGUGUUUUUUGGGCUUACCGUUAGUUGUCCUUUUUGACAACACUUGGUAGGGCAUCUAUCUAGGCGGAGCAUAGUAAAGCUACAACAAUAACUGCAAUAAGUUCGAUUUAGAAUUAUUAUAAAUUUAUAAAUAAAUAAAAUAUAUUAAAAUAAAUUAUUAACUACG
Molecule: messenger RNA, 2190 nt
Organism: Anastrepha obliqua
Lineage: Eukaryota; Metazoa; Arthropoda; Insecta; Diptera; Tephritidae
Product: zinc finger protein 62 homolog
Exons: 6
Coding region: 90-1862 (590 amino acids)
Cellular component (GO): nucleus
Source: RefSeq, a predicted model, not a curated record